AUGGGCGCCUAUCUCUAUGGGCGCCUAUCUCUAGGGGCGCCUAUCUCUCUGGGCGCCUAUCUCUAUGGGCGCCUAUCUCUAGGGGCGCCUAUCUCUAGGGGCGCCUAUCUCUAUGGGCGCCUAUCUCUAGGGGCACCUAUCUCUAUGGGCGCCUAUCUCUAUGGGCGCCUAUCUCUAGGGGCGCCUUUCUCUAGGAGCGCCUAUCUCUAUGGGCGCCUAUCUCUAUGGGCGCCUAUCUCUAGGGGCGCCUAUCUCUAUGGGCGCCUAUCUCUAGGGGCGCCUAUCUCUAUGGGCGCCUAUCUCUAUGGGCGCCUAUCUCUAUGGGCGCCUAUCUCUAUGGGCGCCUAUCUCUAG
This is a messenger RNA of Closterium sp. NIES-65, 354 nucleotides long. The record is from the annotation of a GenBank genome assembly. NCBI's taxonomy places the organism in Eukaryota, Viridiplantae, Streptophyta, Zygnematophyceae, Desmidiales, Closteriaceae.